Mesorhabditis belari is the source of this 381-nucleotide messenger RNA. The record is from the annotation of a GenBank genome assembly. NCBI's taxonomy places the organism in Eukaryota, Metazoa, Nematoda, Chromadorea, Rhabditida, Rhabditidae.
AUGCUUUUUGCGAGUCGAUCGACAUCGAUUCAAAAUGCCGGCCUUUCCACACAUGUUCUCGAUAUAUCACUGGGAAAACCCGGACAAGACAUUGAAGUGAAAACGUAUCAUCUCGAGAAUGAAACAUGGGAUUUAAUUGGGAAAAACAAAACUGAUUCAAACGGUCGAAUCUCUUCAGCCUUGUUUCUCGAAGGGAAAGAAUCGAAAUUCUCGAAUGGUCUCUAUAAACUUCGAUUUGAGAUUGGAAAAUAUUAUGAGGAAAAAGGAAUUCUGACAUUUUAUCCAUACGUAGAGAUAUUUUUCAAGAUCGACGACUCGAGUCAACACUUUCAUGUUCCUUUAACACUCAGUCCCUUUGGAUAUUCCACGUAUAAAGGGCAA